This is a messenger RNA of Chanos chanos (milkfish), 809 nucleotides long. RefSeq names its product presenilin enhancer, gamma-secretase subunit (gene psenen). Bases 141 to 446 code for a protein of 101 amino acids. Gene Ontology annotation, biological process: Notch receptor processing. Gene Ontology annotation, cellular component: gamma-secretase complex. The record is from RefSeq and is a predicted model, not a curated record. The transcript is spliced from 4 exons. Lineage: Eukaryota; Metazoa; Chordata; Actinopteri; Gonorynchiformes; Chanidae.
CCAUUUUUAAACACUUCCAAACAUAACGCCUUCAAAUUUUGAUAUCCUUUAAUUCGGCCGAGUCGUUAUCGAUCGCAGAGCAACACACAAAAGGAAAUUUCUGAGGAAAUUCUCGACUGCUUGAGGAGGAGGAAUCCAUAAUGAAUCUUGAGCGCAUCCCUAACGAGGAGAAACUCUGCCUUUGCCGGAAAUAUUAUUUAGGUGGCUUCGCAUUUCUGCCUUUUCUGUGGUUGGUGAACGUGGUGUGGUUCUUCAAAGAGGCCUUUGUAAAGCCUGCUUACACUGAACAAUGUCAAAUCAAAGCAUAUGUGAAGAAAUCAGCAUUAGGCCUUCUGGUAUGGGUGGCAGUUCUCACGACAUGGAUCACCAUUUACCAGCAAUUUAGAACUGAGUGGGGAGAAGUGGGGGACUACCUCUCUUUCACCAUCCCUAUUGGUACUCAGUGAACACAUGACCCCUCACCCUCACCCCCAUCGCCCUGUCUGUGUACUACUUCCUCUGUUCUCCGAAUGCAGUUGAAGACAUACAUACAUACACUACUCUCUGCUUUACAUUUUGGCUGACUGGGAGUUGUGUCACUUCUAUCCCACUGUUGGCCCUGGAAUUUAUUUAUGUAAAAAUGCCCUCAUAGUCAUUAAAGUUCAGUGGGAUGUCAUUUCCACCCUUUUGGACUGUCUUUGAUUUUUAGCUUGGUACAGUACAGGAUGACAGAUGCUUUUAUUGUCCCCUUUUAUGUGCCUUUUGUGAUUUCUUUUUAUAGACUACAGCUUUGUUAAAAUAAAUGCAGAAUUCCCUAUGUCCUUUUAAAA